Trametes versicolor FP-101664 SS1 is the source of this 1314-nucleotide messenger RNA. RefSeq names its product DDE-domain-containing protein. Bases 1 to 1314 code for a protein of 437 amino acids. The transcript has 2 exons. Gene Ontology annotation, cellular component: nucleus. NCBI's taxonomy places the organism in Eukaryota, Fungi, Basidiomycota, Agaricomycetes, Polyporales, Polyporaceae. Gene Ontology annotation, molecular function: DNA binding. The record is from RefSeq and is a predicted model, not a curated record.
AUGGAUCUCUGGUUAGUCGCGGCCUUGUCGUCGAAUAUUUUACUUUCUGGCGAGGUCCUGCGCCAGAAAUGGAAGUCAUUUGCGGACCGCGCGAAGGUUCCUCUUGACCAGCAGCUGCGUCUCAGUAACGGCUGGUUGGAACAAUUCAAGAAGCGCCACGGGCUGCGCGAGUUCAAGCGUCAUGGCGAGGCAGCUUCUGCGGACCUCCAGGACGCCCCAUUUAGACUUCCUCCUGACCGUGGGCUCUCGGAUAAGGCUACCGCCGGCGUCAAGGGGAAGAAGGUGCACCUUACCUACGCCUUCACCGCCAAUGCCGAUGGAACGGAUAAGCUCCCGCCCUUCGUCAUUGGGAAGUGGAAGAAGCCCAGACCGUUUGCGGGGAAGACAGGGGCCCAGCUAGGUUUCCGUUAUCGGAACAAUGCGAAGGCGUGGAUGACGACCGUCCUGUACCAGGAGUGGAUCCAGGAGUGGGACCGCAAGCUCACUGCCGAGGGGCGGAACAUCCUCCUACUUCAAGACAACUUCUCCGCGCACGUCCCUCCGCUGGGAUUGCGGUCCAUCCAGGUCGAGAAUUUCAAGGCAAACCUGACCGCCCACGUGCAGCCGAACGACCAGGGCAUUAUCCGAUGCUUCAAGGCCCACUACCGUGCGCGGUUCAUUGAACGUGCAAUCAACCGUUACAAUCGCGGCAUCACUCCGUCCAACAUCUACAACAUAGACCAGCUCGAAGCCAUGCGACUUGCUGAUGCUGCUUGGAUGGAGGUGGACGCCAAUACGCUCCGACACUGCUGGCGCAAGGCCGGCAUCCUGCCGCCCGAUCUGGCCGCCGAUUCUCUCCCCCUUCCGGCACCCUCUGUCCCCAUUGCCUCGCUUCUCAAUGCCGAGGCAACCACAGCGAGUCAAGACCCUGUUCGGCAGGCGGAGAAGGCCGUUGAGGAAGCCCUUGAUGGGCUUGUCAUGACCGGCGCACUCCAGACAGCGAACCGCAUGGACGUCGACUUCCUCCUCAACCCACCAGUCGAGACCGAAGUGCUUUCGCAGACCUCGGAGGAAGAAAUUUUUCUUGCUGUUCAGGAGUCUCGUGAAGACGAAGAUGAGGAGGCGGCUGAAGGCGACGAUGAGCCCGAGACUCCUCCGACACGACACAAAGUUCUUGAAGCGGCCGCUUUGCUCACUCAGUUCACAAAUGGUAUGGAUACACCCGCCGCGCGGAAGCUGGAGGAUGCCCUCACCCGAUUCACGCGGGAAAUGUGGCGCGACGCUCAACGCUCGAUGAAGGAUACCUCGAUUACUGAUUAUCUGUCCCGCACGUAG